CGGCUGUUAAGUCUCGUUCUGUUCGGCUGAAAUUGGAAAUUCGGUCCUUUAAAUUUUUUGUGUAAAAAGUUUUUUUUGGUGAUUUCGUAACAUCAUUUUUGAAAUAAUGCCAGAAUAUAAAGUAUUCUAUUUCAACGUUAAGGCAUUGGGCGAGCCUCUUCGCUUCUUGCUUUCAUAUGGAAAUUUGCCAUUCGAGGAUGUUCGUAUUUCCAGGAAUGACUGGCCAGCAUUGAAGCCUAGUAUGCCAAUGAAUCAAUUGCCAUGCUUGGAAGUUAAUGGAAAGAAAGUUAAUCAAUCGCUUGCAUGCUGUCGCUUUAUCGCUAAAGAUAUCAAGCUUGCUGGCAAUGAUGACUGGGAAAAUCUUCAAAUUGAUACAGUUGCUGAUACAGUCAAUGACUUUCGUUUGAAAAUUGCCGUCGUUUCCUACGAGCCUGACGAUGAAGUCAAAGAAAAGAAACUUGUCACACUCAAUAAUGAAGUAAUUCCAUUCUAUCUCGAGAAAUUGGAUGACAUUGCAAGAGAAAAUGGAGGAUAUUUGUCACUUGGACGACUUACAUGGGCCGACUUUUAUUUUGCUGGAAUCAUUGACUAUCUCAAUUAUUUGGCUAAGCAAGACCUUACAGCCAAUCAUGAGAAUUUGAGAAAAGUCGUUGACAAUGUCAUCGGACAAAGUGCUGUUCAAGACUGGAUUAACAAUAGACCACAUACUGAUAUUUAGACACACCACUAAUUUAUGAAUUUUUACACUUUUUUAGAUUGAUUUGUUACUAAAGCCGGAAUUAUAAGAAUUUUAAA
Molecule: messenger RNA, 795 nt
Organism: Chironomus riparius
Lineage: Eukaryota; Metazoa; Arthropoda; Insecta; Diptera; Chironomidae
Source: the annotation of a GenBank genome assembly